Macrobrachium nipponense is the source of this 561-nucleotide messenger RNA. RefSeq lists its product as uncharacterized. Bases 1 to 561 code for a protein of 186 amino acids. The record is from RefSeq and is a predicted model, not a curated record. NCBI's taxonomy places the organism in Eukaryota, Metazoa, Arthropoda, Malacostraca, Decapoda, Palaemonidae. The transcript has a single exon.
AUGUUUGGUGAUUCUGAACAAGUUCCUGAGUGGGAGUAUGGUGAGGAGGAUGAGUAUUCUUCUCUCCUUGCUCGUACUUUGGAAACUAGGGAUGGACUUUAUGAAAGCUUUAAGGAAAGGUGGCUUUCUGAAUAUUUAGUAAGUUUGAAAGAAAAGGAUAGAUCAUCUUUUCAUCCUCCAAGAAAAUGGGAAAAAGGGGAAAUUGCUCUCUUUAAAUUACCUUCCAAAUCUAGAACUUAUUGGCCAUUGGUUAGAAUUGUUGAAACAUUCAGUGAUAACGAAGGUGUUGUACGUACUGUUCGUAUUGUUAAGCCUGAUAAAAGUGAAAGUGAAACUAAUGUUAGUUUUUUAAUACCUUUAGAAUUAUAUUCUGAGCUUAAUGAUCCUAAUUUAUAUGUUCAAAUUGAAGAAAAAGAAGAAAACAUUAGUGAGUUGGAGACAGAUGAAAUACCUGAUACUGGAACAUCUUUGCCCAAUGAAACAUCUACUAGGCCUACCCGUAGUACUGCUCUUGCCUCCAGAAACCUAAUAAGAAGUUUAGCUCGGGAGGGUAGAUUGUAA